Pseudonaja textilis is the source of this 389-nucleotide messenger RNA. The record is from RefSeq and is a predicted model, not a curated record. Lineage: Eukaryota; Metazoa; Chordata; Lepidosauria; Squamata; Elapidae.
UCUCCCCGUUCGGCCAAUCGGCGGCGAACAGGUCGCGAAGUGGGGGGCGGGGAAAAAGGAGGAGUCAAGAUGGCGGCGAAAGGCGGCGGCGGCGGCGCGGGAAGCGGAGGCGGCGGCGGAGCCAACAAGAACGGGAUCCUGGACAAGUGGAAAAUCGACGACAAACCCGUGAAAGUGGACAAAUGGGACGGGUCAGCGGUGAAGAAUUCGCUGGAUGAUUCCGCCAAAAAGGUCCUUUUGGAAAAGUAUAAAUACGUAGAGAACUUCUGCUUGAUCGACGGGCGCCUUAUCAUCUGCACCAUCUCCUGCCUCUUCGCCAUCGUGGCUUUAAUAUGGGAUUACCUUCACCCCUUCCCGGAAUCGAAGCCGGUGCUCGCCGUCUGCGUGGU